CCCCUCCGGCAAACAGGAGCUCCGGUAAGAAAUGGAGGCCAAGAGCAAGAAAGCAGGAGGCUCUCGUCUCUGCUGCUUAUGCAACCUGAGACGUCCCGUCCUCAAACGACCCAAAACCCUUCAACAGAUAUGCAGAGAGUGCUUCUAUGAGGUCUUUGAGGAGGAGAUUCAUCAAGUCAUUGUUCAGAAUCGUUUGUUCAAAUCUGGUGAACGAGUUGCUAUAGGUGCCUCUGGUGGAAAAGAUUCUACUGUUCUGGCAUAUGUGUUAUCAGAACUGAACAGACGCCACAAUUAUGGAUUGGAUCUCUUUCUCUUGUCCAUAGAUGAAGGGAUUACGGGUUAUCGUGAUGAUUCUCUUGAGACCGUUAAACGGAACGAAGUCCAAUAUGGUUUGCCUCUUCAGAUUGUUUCAUAUAAAGAUCUGUAUGGAUGGACAAUGGACGAGAUUGUGAAAAUGAUCGGUUUGAAGAACAAUUGCACCUUUUGUGGUGUAUUCCGUCGACAGGCACUUGAUCGAGGAGCUGCGUUAUUGAAAGUAGAUAAGCUAGUCACUGGACAUAAUGCAGAUGAUAUAGCCGAAACCGUUCUCUUGAACAUAUUGCGUGGGGAUAUUGCUAGAUUAAGCCGGUGCACAUCUAUUACUACUGGUGAAGAUGGUCCCAUUCCAAGAUGUAAACCCUUCAAGUAUACAUACGAAAAGGAGAUUGUCAUGUAUGCUUAUUUCAAGAAGCUGGACUACUUCUCUACUGAAUGCAUAUACUCUCCUAAUGCAUAUCGUGGGUUUGCCCGUGAGUUCAUCAAGGAUUUGGAAAGACUAAGGCCAAGGGCGAUUCUGGACAUCAUAAAAUCUGGAGAAGAUUUUAGAAUUGCGACAACCACAAAGAUGCCUGAGCAAGGAACUUGUGAGAGAUGUGGGUAUAUUUCUAGCCAGAAAUGGUGCAAAGCUUGUGUUUUGUUGGAAGGACUGAACCGUGGUUUGCCUAAGAUGGGUAUUGGAAGACCGCGAGGCGUAAAUGGUGAUCAUAGAAAGGAAACAAAGAAGCUUGCAUCUGCAGCAAAAUCUAUAGAGAGCAAACAAUGUGGAUCUCUGGAUUUCUAAAACUUUGGGGAAAAAAACUAUCAAACUCAUAUAAGUCAUAGCGAAUGAUAAUGUUGAAAAAAGAGAAUAAAUUUUUGUUCCUUUCAUAAACUCCUUGUAAUUUUGGUUAUUAUGAUGAUACAAAUCUGUUCACUAA
Molecule: messenger RNA, 1235 nt
Organism: Capsella rubella
Lineage: Eukaryota; Viridiplantae; Streptophyta; Magnoliopsida; Brassicales; Brassicaceae
Product: cytoplasmic tRNA 2-thiolation protein 1
Exons: 10
Coding region: 32-1099 (355 amino acids)
Biological process (GO): tRNA wobble position uridine thiolation
Cellular component (GO): mitochondrion; cytosolic tRNA wobble base thiouridylase complex
Molecular function (GO): tRNA binding
Source: RefSeq, a predicted model, not a curated record